Molecule: messenger RNA, 3170 nt
Organism: Magnolia sinica
Lineage: Eukaryota; Viridiplantae; Streptophyta; Magnoliopsida; Magnoliales; Magnoliaceae
Product: ribonuclease II, chloroplastic/mitochondrial
Exons: 15
Coding region: 233-2677 (814 amino acids)
Biological process (GO): mRNA catabolic process
Cellular component (GO): exosome (RNase complex); P-body
Molecular function (GO): 3'-5'-RNA exonuclease activity; RNA binding
Source: RefSeq, a predicted model, not a curated record
UCACCGACCAAGCUGCUACACCGGAAUCACCUGAUCCGUUCUCCUCUCUACUGGUCUGGCGUACGCUCUCUCUCGACUUAUCAACAAGCAACCAUAUUUCUCAUACUCGCUGCUUCAUCUCUCUCUCUCUCUCUCUCUCUCUCUCUGAUAGAUCUAGGUUUUUCCUUUUCCUCUCAAUACGUUCAUGAAAUCCUGAAAUCCUUUUAAUCAGAUCCUAUAAACGAAGACGAAAAUGGCUGUUCGAGCAGUAAACAGCUGCUUUAUCUUCCGCUCCGCCUACUCCUCUCCUCCUCACAUUCCUUCUCUCCCCGCUCUUCGAUGCCGUCGCCGAUGCUUCCAUUUCUGUCCCUUGAAUUCCCACAUCAACCCUAAGUUGGGGUUUUCUUUCUCGAAAUCGCGGUCGGAGAAUGGCCCUGUUUUCGGUCAUCACAUCCGUUUCGUUCACAGCCUCGUUGAUAUCGUCAUGGAGGAGUUGGAAGCGAUGCGCUCCAGGAAGCGGAUUCGCGCCCGCAGCAACAAGUUAUAUUCUGGUCAUUUCAAACUGUUCAGAUUAUUAAUUUGCUGGUGCAGAAUGGUGGUAAUGAGCAGUAAGGCAUUGGUUGAAGAUAAACUUGAAAAGCGGGUCCUGCAGAAAGGAUUAUUGCUGGAGUUUCGGAAAGAUUCUGAAAGGUUAUUGCUAGCGGUUGCUCAGAAACCUGAUGGAAAGAAAAACUGGAUGGUGUCUGAUCAGAAUGGGGUCACAUCCUCUAUAAAGCCACAACAAAUUACGUAUAUUGUACCUGGUGUUGAAGAUUUUGACCACACAGAAAUCGCUGAUUUUAUUCAGAAAGCUCAGAGUCUCUUGGACCCAUCACUUCUUGAGUAUGCUUGGAUGGAGCUUCUGGAAAAGAACAAAUCAGUGACAGCUGAGGAAUUAGCAGAGAUCAUAUACGGUAGUAUGGAGCCUCUGGAAAGCUAUAGUGCCCAUAUUUUGCUAUCUAAAGAUGAAAUGUAUUUCAGCGUGAUUGAGAGUAAAGGAUCCUGUUCUGUUUACCAGCCUCGCCCUAACGUGCAGGUAGAAGAACUGCUGCGCAGGAAGCAUGCAAAGGAAGCAUCUGAAAAAGAACUUGAGGAAUUUGUUCAGUUACUGAAGUCUGCAAAGUCUGUGCCUCCCCAUUUGAAACCUCCCAAAUGCUCAUGGACAACGGAAGAGAAAAUAAAAAACCGAGUAGAGUCACUUGAGGCUUAUGCUAUUGAUGCAUGCAAGAAUGACGACCAAAAGAAGACAGCUGGAAUGAUCCUCAAGGCUAUGGGACUGCCAAAGAUGUCAUCUGCUGCGGUAAAUCUCCUUGUGGAUAUUGGGUAUUUCCCAGUACAUGUCAACCUCGAUCUCCUGAAGUUCAAUGUUCGUACAGAAUACUCUGAUGAGGUUCUGUUAGCGGCUCAAAAUCUUUUGUCCAUCUCUCCUGAUCUUGACAAGACAAACAGGAAAGAUCUUACAUUCUUGAAGGUCUAUGCAAUUGAUGUGGAUGAGGCUGAUGAGCUUGAUGAUGCGCUGAGUGCAGAGAGGCUGCAGGAUGGCCAGACCAGAGUUUGGAUACACGUUGCUGAUCCUACUUGCCUAGUUCAGCCCCAAAGCAUAAUAGAGCGAGAGGCAAUGAGAAGAGGAACCUCUAUUUUCUUGCCUACUGCCACCUUCCCUAUGUUCCCUGAAAAACUUGCUAUGGAGGCAUUAAGCUUGCAGCAGGGAAAACUUUGCAAUGCUGUCAGCAUCUCUGUUAUUUUGCAUCCAGAUGGCAGCAUUUCAGAAUAUACCGUAUGUAACUCGGUCAUCAAGCCCACGUAUAUGUUGACGUAUGAGAGUGCAUCUGAGUUGCUUCACUUGAACCUGGAAGAGGAGGCUGAACUGAAACUUCUGUCCGAGGCUGCUGCUCUUCGACUACAAUGGCGUCGUCAGCAGGGUGCGAUUGACACAGCUACAAUGGAGGCACGUGUCAAGGUAACUAAUCCAGAUGAUCCGGAACCUUCCAUCAACCUUUAUGUUGAAGAUCAGUCGGACCCUGCAAUGCGUCUUGUCUCAGAAAUGAUGGUAUUGUGUGGGGAGGUUAUAGCCACCUUUGGUUCGUACAACAACAUUCCUUUACCUUACAGAGGGCAGCCCCAAUCAAACAUCUCUGCUUUAGCAUUUUCCCAUCUUCCUGAAGGACCUGUCAGAAGCUCUGCGUAUGUUAAAAUAAUGCGUGCAGCAGAAAUGGAUUUCAGGAAACCUAUACGUCAUGGGGUCCUGGGAGUUCCUGGUUAUGUACAGUUUACGUCUCCCAUCCGCCGAUAUAUGGAUCUUCUUGCUCACUAUCAGGUGAAAGCCUUUCUAAGAGGGGAUUCUCCUCCUUUCUCAGCAGGUCAGUUGGAAGGGAUGUCAUCACUGAUAAACCUGCACGUUAGAGUAGCUAAAAAGCUUUUCAACAGCAGUCUACGGUAUUGGCUAUUGGAAUUUCUGAGAAGGCAACCCAAAGAAAAGAAAUUCCGGGCCUUGAUUCUUAGAUUUAUCAAAGAUCGGAUGGCAGCCUUACUUUUAGUGGAGGUUGGAAUUCAAGGUCCCGCUUUGGUGUCAGUGGGGAAACAGGUUGGAGAUGAAAUAGAUGUUCGAGUGGAAGAAGCUCAUCCACGCGAUGAUGUCCUCUCUCUCAAGGAAGUGUAAGGAACUCGAGAUGGUAUGUUUACCAAGUUUUAACAUUGCAUGGAGAUUGGCCUUGGCUUGCUUCGCAUCAACGGGAGCAUAUAGUGCCACCCAACUGACAAAUGAGCGGAAAAGUCACUGCAUGAGGCCUCAAGUCAAAACUGUGUAUCUAUCAUACGUUCUACUUUCAGAUGCUGCUGCAUAUUAUUGAAAGCCCACCUAUCAAAUAAAAGCUUUGGAAGUUCCAAGAUCCUCUCGAAUUCUCCAUGGAUUCCAAGAAAAUACUACUAGAGCCUAGCUUGCAUCUGAAUGAUAUGCAGAGGGAGCUAGCACUAGCUCGGAGGUCUGAUAUAUCUCUGCAACUUCUGGUGUUUGGCCGUUUGGGAAUAUCUGAAAAUUUAUGUACAUGUAUAAAUGAGAAGAAUAGUUCAGCAUGGGCCCUGAACAAACCUCUGUAAAAUUUUCCUUGUAAGAGAGAGAAAACAGUCUUUAGUUACAUUCCUGCAGUUCCCUC